AUGGCAGGCGCCCAUGAGACGCUGAGCUGCACAAGGUGCGGUACCUGGGCGAGUCAUACCCAACACCCCCAUCGUACCCCGCAUUGGUCAGAAGACAUAGGUUUCCAAGCGCCGGCGCCGCAAGAAUCUCCGGAUCACACUGAACCAGCUUCACUCGCUGUGGAGAAUCCUCUCUCUCUCCGACAUGCGGAAUUUACGACUUCCGCUGCGGGAGUCACAUAUUACCUGGGCACCUCUUCCAACUGGUCCUUCACUCGCCGGGUUCUGAAUCUUACCCAAUCGCAAGUCUGCAACUCUCCGGCGCCUCCACAGGCUCUCAUCUCUGAUGAUGACCCGAAUCUUCUGCCCGAACUUCCGACGCUUUACCACGCCAUUUUCUUGAUCAACACAGUUCAGUUCAACUGCUGUCAGCUGUUUCACCUCUUCGACAGGGCAGAGUUUAUGGAACCGUGUCACCAGUUCUAUGCAAACCCGACCCACGACAUUGCAUCCGCUGGCCUGUGGUACAUCCACUUCUGCCUCGUCAUUGCACUCGGAAAGGCGUUUCAGUCGCGACGGCACGGAAGUAAGUUGCCUUUCGGACAAGAGUUUCUGCUAUCGGUAUUUCGGCAGUUCCCCAAUACCGGAGCUCUCAUCCAGCAGCCGCUUCUCUCGGUGGAAAUUCUCUGCUGUGCAGUACUUUGCCUACAAUGCAUCGAUCAUCGUUAUUACGCCCACUCUAUGAUUGGGGAGGCCCUGAGAAUAUCACUGUUUCAAGGCUGGCACACCGAAAUGCCGCCAUUGGAGCUUGGUGAUCGCUACGUGGAACGUUGCCGGCGGGCAUGGUGGACGGUCUACAUACUGGAUCGUGAAUUCACGUCCUUAAUGGGUCUCCCGCUGACGAUCCAAGACGACGACGUCAACUGCCCCCUGCCCAAGUUUGACGGCCAGAUGCAACGAAUGGCGACGCUUGAGAUGCAAGUCAAGCUGUGCCGCAACAUCGCUGACAUCAACAAAAGACUUUACGGGGGCGGAGGAAACUUGCAUCGGAAAUACCUUUCUCGAGCCAAAGAUAUCCUCGGCAAUAUCGCUGAUGUCGCAGAGGAGCUUAGGACGGCGUUUCCCUUAAGCCGAAGGAAAUCAUGGACGUAAUUUCCAGGACAGCUUCCCACUUGCAUUUGUUGUAUCACAUGGUGUCCUGACCAAUCGUUUUGUGCAUCACGCUCGUGAUGCGACCGCUUCUUGUUUACCUUCUCAAGACACGCUUCGCUCCAUUCAACGAGUACUUCAGCACUUUGGAGUCUCUGCCAACGGUACGAAACCUCGUAAGAAUAUGUCUUGAGUCUUCUCAGACCAUGAUCUCUAUUCUUGAGUGCUUGAUGAAUCAGGGCCUGCUCGGUGCAUUCUUUCCUUAUGACACUGAAGCUAUCUUUGUGUCUACUACGAACCUGCUCCUCGGCCCAGCAGUAGACCCGCAGUUCAUCAAUGGGGGUCGGACAUGGCGGCAGAGGGCGUUUGUCGUUUUUGAUGACAUGAUCAACUGCGGAAACCAAGUGGCCAAGUUCCGUAAAGACGAGCUUCUGCAACUGGAUGAGUUACUGGAACUCUUUGGGACUGUGGCCCCCCUUCAUCGACCGGAAGCAACGGCGGCCGAUGCCACAGUGCCGGCAACGCAGAGCCACGAAGACCAGAAUGAGCCUGAUGCCCUAUGAACGCUCCCCUACU
Messenger RNA from Verticillium dahliae VdLs.17, 1704 nucleotides. RefSeq lists its product as uncharacterized. Gene Ontology annotation, biological process: DNA-templated transcription. The coding region runs from base 1 to 1131 and encodes 376 amino acids. The record is from RefSeq and is a predicted model, not a curated record. Lineage: Eukaryota; Fungi; Ascomycota; Sordariomycetes; Glomerellales; Plectosphaerellaceae. Gene Ontology annotation, molecular function: zinc ion binding; DNA binding. The transcript has 8 exons.